Molecule: messenger RNA, 388 nt
Organism: Gregarina niphandrodes
Lineage: Eukaryota; Apicomplexa; Conoidasida; Eugregarinorida; Gregarinidae
Product: putative serum response factor-binding protein 1
Exons: 1
Source: RefSeq, a predicted model, not a curated record
GUCAACACCGGCAGUGUCAACACCGGCAGUGUCAACACCGGCAGUGUCAACACCGGCAGUGUCAACACCAGCAGUGUCAACACCAGCAGUGUCAACACCAGCAGUGUCAACACCAGCAGUGUCAACACCUAAUUCUCAUCGAGUGACUGCUCCCCACCCCGCCAUCACGUUGUCGGAUAUCUCGCACGAAGAAGCGUCUCGCUCGGCCAUGCAGUACGCAGCGGUCCUCCGCGACUGGGCUUUACGCAAAGCAGCCCCAGAAGAAGUGGAGAAGGCGCCGUGCACGUCAGAAGUGGCUCUGGAUCUGCGGAAACGGAGCCGAGUCGAGGAGGGUGGAUGUUCUGAGGGGAAGAGGGGUAAGUUUCAUGAUACGUGCGUAGCCGAUUAA